AGACAGACAGCUCCGACCAAAACCCAUUUCACAGAAAUUGAACAAUAAAAAAACAGCAAACGCCAAUAACCCAAAGAAGAAGAAGGAAUACCCCAAGAAUUAAACCCUUUCCAAGCCAUGCCUUGUGCAGUAGCUGCAGUAUCCACCUCGCCGAUGUUCACUCCGUCGCCGAGAAAGUUGUCGCCGAUAUUCUGUAAGCCCGCCGCGUCUCCUCCUCCUCCUCCGCCGUCGUCGCUAUCUUCUCCGCCUCGGUUGGGAAUCAAGCAUAUUGGGAAUCCGUUGAGUGGAGGAAGAGAUGAAGAAGUAGGGCCGUCGAAGGUGGUGACGAUGAUGAAGAGGAAAAGGCCGGCGAGAAUUGAUAUACCGGCGAUGAAUUUUGGGUUUGAUAAUGAGAGAACGAUCUCGGAUUUUGAUAGGUUGGAUGAGGUGGAGGUUGAAGGAGAGGGGUAUUCUGUGUACUGUAAGAGAGGGAAAAGGGGUGGCGUUAUGGAGGAUCGGUACGCUGCCGUGCUAGGUUCCAAAGGGGAUUCUAAGCAGGCUUUCUUUGGCGUAUUUGAUGGCCAUGGAGGAGCUGGAGCUGCAGAAUUUGCAGCAAAGAAUCUGGAGAAGAAUGUUAUGAAUGAAAUGUCAAAGAGAAGUGAAGUAGAGAUUGAAAAGGCGGUGAAAGAGGGUUACCUCACCACGGAUGCUGAGUUCCUGAAAAAAGAUAUUCGAGGUGGGACUUGUUGUGUGACAGCAUUGAUACACAAAGGAGAUUUGGUGGUGUCCAACGCUGGAGAUUGUCGUGCUGUUAUGUGUCGAGGAGGAGUUGCUGAGGCCCUCACAGUUGAUCAUAGGCCUUCUCUGAAUGAUGAAAGAGAGAGGAUUGAGAAUCUUGGUGGUUAUGUGGAUUGUUGCCAUGGUGUUUGGAGAGUACAUGGAUCUCUUGCUGUAUCAAGAGCAAUUGGAGAUCGUCAUCUCAAACAAUGGGUGAUAGCCGAACCGGCGACCAAAGUAUUGAAGAUUAGCCCAGAGUGCGAGUUUUUAAUCCUUGCCUCCGAUGGCCUUUGGGAUAAGGUUAGCAAUCAAGAAGCAGUAGAUGUAGUCCGACCAUUAUGUACCGGUGUGGAGAAGCCAGAAGCAUUCUCUGCUUGCAAGAAGCUAGUUGAUUUGUCACUGGCAAGAGGUUCUGCUGAUGAUACAAGUGUUAUGGUCAUUCAGUUAAGUCAGGUCCUGAACCAACACAAAUGAUUGAAGUCCUAGCACCUGCAAAUUCGCUAUUCCAGACAUAUUUAUGAUCCUCGAAAUUUCCCUAAACCCUUUAGGUAGGGAAGUUUCACGGUUGGUUGACAUCAAAGCUGAAGUAUAAUUGUUAACAGUCACGUCCAUUAACUAGACAUAUACAUGUGGAGAAGGUCAUAUAUCAGCUUUCUUGUAUAUACAGUCACCAUUUUGCCUGCCGGAAGAUAAGGGAUUUUGCCAACAAGAGGAGAAGAAUUGCUGAACUUAUGGCCGUCAUGUAUAAUUUUCCAAGCAUUACUGAACAGAUAUGCUAACUGUAAUCAAUCAACAACACAAGUGUAAUUUCAAUCUAGAAUUUAUUGGUAAUUCUUGCUCCACAGCUUCUGAUAAAUAUUUCAUUUGUCUUUAACAUCAACCUAUGGCUGUGAUUGUUUUUUCUUCUUAUUCA
Messenger RNA from Sesamum indicum (sesame), 1669 nucleotides. Its product is annotated as putative protein phosphatase 2C 25. Gene Ontology annotation, biological process: protein dephosphorylation. The record is from RefSeq and is a predicted model, not a curated record. Lineage: Eukaryota; Viridiplantae; Streptophyta; Magnoliopsida; Lamiales; Pedaliaceae. Gene Ontology annotation, molecular function: protein serine/threonine phosphatase activity; cation binding.